This is a messenger RNA of Perca flavescens (yellow perch), 2127 nucleotides long. Its product is annotated as C-C chemokine receptor type 1. Gene Ontology annotation, molecular function: C-C chemokine binding; C-C chemokine receptor activity. Gene Ontology annotation, biological process: immune response; positive regulation of cytosolic calcium ion concentration; cell chemotaxis. The record is from RefSeq and is a predicted model, not a curated record. The transcript has 3 exons. Gene Ontology annotation, cellular component: membrane; external side of plasma membrane. Bases 114 to 1190 code for a protein of 358 amino acids. Lineage: Eukaryota; Metazoa; Chordata; Actinopteri; Perciformes; Percidae.
CUGUACAUUUGAGGACACUGCAUUCAUAAAGAUCCGGACAGAGAAUUAAAAAGCCCUGAAGUGCAGCCACAGACUACCUGAGAGAAAAAGGCAUCUCUAAGACACCUAUCACCAUGUCAGAUGAUGGAGAAAAUGGAACCACACCUACAGAAUAUUCUAUAGAUUAUUCAUCAUAUUAUAAUGAAAUGUCGGACUAUGCUCCUUGCAGCAACGCUGGUUUGAUGGAUUUUGGCAAGGUGUUUCUGCCCACUCUCUACAGCUUGGUUUUCAUCCUCGGCUUCCUAGGCAAUGUCCUAGUGGUGUGUGUCCUGGUGAAGCAUCGCAACCAGACCAACUUGACAGACAUCUGCCUCUUCAACCUGGCUCUCUCCGACCUCCUCUUUGUCCUCACGCUGCCUUUCUACUCUCACUACUCUGUGGUCCGUCAAUGGACUUUUGGAGACUUUAUGUGCCGUUUCACCUCUGGCUCCCAUAACACUGGGUUCUUCAGCAGCAUCUUCUUCAUGGUUGUCAUGACGCUGGACCGCUACGUGGUCAUCAUGCACACUCAAAAGAUGGCCCGGUAUCGUACUGUGAGGUUAGGCAUCGUUAUGACCGUGUCCGUCUGGUUGCUGAGCUUGUGUGUCUCUCUACCGGUUAUUAUCUUCACAAAGGUGACAAAUGAUUCUCAAAGGCCGACUUGUAGCCAUGUCCCAAACGACGCCUGGAGGAGUUAUCACACCUUGACAAUUAAUGUAUUGGGUCUCAUGAUUCCCUUGCUGGUGAUGAUAGUUUGCUACUCCAGGAUCAUCCCCAUACUGGUGAAAAUGAGGAGUGCAAAGAAGUACCGCGUCGUCAAGCUGAUCGUCUCUAUAGUGAUUGCCUUUUUCAUAUUCUGGGCCCCAUAUAACAUUUCCAUUUUCUUGGUAUUUCUGAAAUCUGAAGGUGUAUUGCCAAGCGAUUGCAACAUGGAAUCAAAUUUAGGGCUGUCAGUAACAGUGACUGAGACCUUUGCUUACACCCACUGCUGCCUGAACCCCAUCAUAUACGCCUUUGUGGGACAAAAGUUCAUGAAACGAGCCUUGCAGCUUUUGAAGAAAUGUGUGCCUUGGAUUCUCCUUCCCUCCAACAGAGAUCUGUUAGAUAGCUCAUACAGAAAAAGCUCAAACGUGUCCAGGUCCUCUGAUGUCACCUCCAAUCCCAUCAUGUAGGAGGUGGAGGGCAGAUUAUGUUGUAUAUAUUAUGCUUUAUGGAGAUCACCUGCAGAGUUGACAUCUUUGAUCCGGGUAGCCUUGUUAUUAAGGCUACUACUGCCGCGCAUGUUAUCCUUAUAUAUGUUGCGUGAUUUGUUUUGUCACUUCCAGUUUCCACCUGUGACAUCGUUAUUCAUCAGCAUUGUCUUAAAGUGCCUGUCCCUGUACAUAUUAUCUUUAGACCUUUUUGAUUUUAUUUUACAAAAGCUAUGCAGUGUGCCUCCUUUUCCUGCUGAACAUUGACUGAAACCAUGAGCCUCUUGUUUGUGACAGCUUGUAACCACAAAGUUUGUUUAUCUGUACCAGAUGUGCUUAAAACGUUCACACUUUAGUUGAUGAGCCUGCGAGAUAAAGAAAAACAUUCAUACGGUAUGGGAAAACAAUAGCUUUUGAUAUGAUAUAUGGUAUACCAUUUCUAGAGACACAAUGUAGUCUUUUACAACAUGGAAUUAUUUUGUUUUCACAUUCCUUGUGGAAAAAGUUUUUCAUUCAAAUUUUUGAUGAUGAAUCAAAGCCACAAAGUGAAAAUAACAGUGUUAUGUAGCACCUUUCACACAUUCAAACGUCAUCAUUUAUGAUGGAUUUAAAUCUGUUGAUGUGGAACAAAGUUUGGCUCGUCAUACACAGCUGUAAUUUUUUAUAUUUUCUCAAUACAGUAUUUUGCAAAGAUGCAUCUAAUGUUUACAGUAAUACGUUCUUUUGUCUUGGUUAUUUUACUGCCAUUUCAGAUGUUAUUUGCAGAAAAUACAGUACAUGUAUUCACAUGUCAGAUUUACGCUUAAUGCCCUUUAAGCUUUUUUGUUCAUGUUAUGAUUGGCUGUAGUGAUUUAGUUUGCCAGUGAAGGUUAUUAAAGUUUUACAUCUCUUCUCAUAUCCAAGAAGAGUACCAAACAAU